This is a messenger RNA of Osmerus eperlanus (European smelt), 3521 nucleotides long. Its product is annotated as myotubularin-related protein 7-like. Gene Ontology annotation, biological process: phosphatidylinositol dephosphorylation. The record is from RefSeq and is a predicted model, not a curated record. The coding region runs from base 308 to 2122 and encodes 604 amino acids. Lineage: Eukaryota; Metazoa; Chordata; Actinopteri; Osmeriformes; Osmeridae. Gene Ontology annotation, cellular component: cytoplasm; membrane. The transcript is spliced from 14 exons. Gene Ontology annotation, molecular function: phosphatidylinositol-3,5-bisphosphate phosphatase activity; phosphatidylinositol-3-phosphate phosphatase activity.
CGCUGUUGGCGAGUAAUCCUCGCGAGUAGGAUCCGUGUGUCUGCCGCUGCCGCUGAACCGGAGAGGGUGCAUGGAGGAACGUUCUUCUGUUUGUCAACGCGGAUGUGUAUGGAGAGAAUCCAUGGCGAUCUACCUGCGAGCCCGCAUCCAAGUCUCGACCUCUAGCCAACGCGCACAGGAGAACCAUAGAUGUGCGUUUUUAUUCUGAUGUUGCAAAAUAGCCCGACGUUAUUUUAGAGUCAAAGAAUCUGAUAGGUUGUCUUGUCGGCUUAUUUCUCGUCGCGCACCAUUUUGACCGGAUAUUUCUAUGAUGGAGCACAUUCGGACACCGAAGGUGGAGAACGUGCGUCUGGUGGACCGCUCCACCCCCAGGAAGGCGGGCGUGGGCACGCUGUACCUCUCCGCCACGCACACCAUCUUCGUAGAGAACAACCCAGAGACGCGCAGGGAGACCUGGGUGCUGCACAGCAUGGUGGCUAGUGUGGAAAGACCGCCCACCACGCCGACAGGAAGUCAGCUGGUGAUCCGGUGUAAGAACUUCCUGAUCUAUCAUCUGCUGGUGCCUCAGGAGAGAGACUGCAUGGACCUCCACGUCUCCCUCACACGCCUCUCACGGCCAGAGAAGUAUGCCGAUCUGUACUGCCUGUCGUUCAACCCCAGCUUGAACAAGCAGGAGAGGGAAGAGUCCUGGGACUUCCUGGACGUGAUGGAAGACUACAGGCACAUGGGCGUGCCUAACAACCUCUGGGUUACCACGGCAGCCAACAGCGAAUACAGGGUGUGUGACACCUACCCUGCCGAGCUCUUUGUGCCCAGGUCGGCCACGCCCUCCGUCAUCGUGGGCAGCUCGAAGUUCCGCAGUCGUGGUCGUUUCCCCGCGCUGACCUACUUCCAUCAGGACACGCUGGCUGCUAUCUGCCGCUGCAGCCAGCCGCUAUCUGGCUUUAGCGGCCGUUGCCAGGACGACGAGCAGAUGCUGCAAGCUAUCAUGAAAUCCAACCCAGGAAGUGAUGUCAUCUAUGUGGUCGACACCAGACCAAAGCUGAAUGCGAUGGCUAACCGUGCGGCAGGGAAAGGCUAUGAGAACGAAGACCACUACACCAACAUCAAGCUGCACUUCAUCGGCAUCGAGAACAUCCACGUCAUGAGAAACAGCCAGCAGAAGAUCAUCGAUGUGGGUGAGCUGCGGACUCCUUCUAUGGGAGACUUCCUGUGGGGUCUGGAGAGCUCUGGUUGGCUCAAACACAUCAAGGCAGUGCUUGACGCUGGGGUCUUCAUCGCAAAGGCGGUAGCAGAUGAGGGGGUGAGUGUGCUGGUUCACUGUUCUGACGGCUGGGACAGGACAGCCCAGGCCUGCUCUGUAGCGAGCAUUCUGCUAGACCCAUACUACAGGACCAUCAAGGGGCUCAUGGUGCUGAUAGAGAGAGACUGGAUCUCCUUCGGGCACAAGUUCUCCCACAGGUGCAGCCACCUGGAGGGUGAUCUCAGGGAGGUGUCCCCUGUCAUGGAUCAGUUCCUGGAGUGUGUGUGGCAGUUGUCGGAGCAGUUCCCCUGCGCCUUCGAGUUCAACGAGCACUUCCUGAUCCAGAUCCACACACAGGUGUACUCCUGUCAGUACGGCUCCUUCCUGGGGAACAGCCAGAAGGAGAGGAGGGACUUGAGACUUAGAGAGAGGAGCCACUCAGUGUGGAUUCAGCUGUGGAGAGAUCGUGCAGAGUACCUGAACCCUCUUUACAGAGCCGACCACAGCCAGACCCAGGGAGUCCUGCGCCCCAACACCACCCCCUACUGCUUCAAGAUGUGGAAAGGGAUGUACAACCGGUCAGAGAAGGCAGCUCCGCCCCGCCAGUCUCCCAGCGAAUGUCUGACGGCCAUGAGGGAGGAGUCUCAGCAGCUGGAGCAGGAACUGGCCAAUCACCAGGAGGUACCGCGAGGGACCGCCCACUCUGGCUCCAAACAAGAGGAUAGCAGCCCUGAUGAUGAGACACACACAGGAGGAGAGGGGGAGGAAGGAGGAGGAGAGGGGGAGGAAGGAGGAGGAGAGGAAGGAGAAGGAGAGGAAGGAGGAGGAGAGGGGGAGGGAGGAGGAGGAGAGGGGGAGGGAGGAGGAGGAGAGGAGUGAAACCCCUGAGGAAGACAUUGGAUGUUGUCUUCCUCCUCCCUCUGACCAGCCAAUCACCACCCUCCCUCAGGACACCAGCCCCUCCCCCCUCUCACCUGACCACGCCCACCCAGGGUUGAUCUUGCCCCCGGAGCAGGUCCGGAUCCAAGGUCACAACCCCGACGACCUCUGGGCUUGUAGCGACCCGGAGUCGGGCGUGGCCAACCUCAGCUCCUCCUCCUCCGGAUGUGAUUUCGCCAAGGACCCCGACUCUGAUGAGGCUGCCCUGUACAGAGCUAGGACCCAGACUGCUUCCUCCACUGCCUGAGUGAAAGGCAGCUUAGGACCCAGCCUUCUACACCUCGUUGCCUGACUGGAAAUGACAGUUGAACGACAGUUGAUGAAAGGACAUGUCAAAAUCCCAAGUAAGCCUCGUUACCUAGACAACAAGUCAGCUGUGAAGUGACAGUUUGGAGCCCCUGGGCUGUGUUUUAAUUUAUUUAAUAUUUAAACUGAAGUGGACCAAUAAGAAUGGAUCAUUUUAGCAUAGUUUUAUCGACCUGUCAGAGCACAGCCUUGUAGACCACCCAGACACACUGAUCCUGGAUCAGAUUCACUCUUCUUGAAUAGAGACCCGAACAACUGCAAAUGAAAACCCAGAACUGUCCAGAGACCAGCCGCUGGGGACAUCUCUAGACCCACAGGGCAACCUAACGCACCCGCAAGAGGACGGAGACGGACACUUUCUGUCACACAGGAAGUCAGCCCUCAGAUGGUGGUGGGUAUCUGAGUGACUUUACUAGAACAAAACGUCCACUCCUCAGUUUGUUUACAGAGAACGGCAUAUACUUUAUAAGUGCAAUAUUUUUAAGUUUUCAUGUCUUUUAGGAUGUUCCUUUUUUGUUUUCCAAGUACCGUGUGCUGUUUUUUAAAAGGUCGUAGGACUCGCAGAGUUGUAUGAUAGCAUUAUAUUAGUAUUUAUCUCUGUAGAUCAGUUGGGUGUGCUGGAGAAGCUGUAGGUUGCUGAGCUGUAGCUCAGAGGAGGUUCACUGCUCCUUAUAGCAACAACAUGGAGGAACAGGAUUUAUGUAGUGAAGAGAACACACACACACACAAACUCUCUUUCUCUCACUCUCUCUCCCCGAUCUCUCUCUCUCCUCUCUCUUUCAUACUACUAAGUGUCACCAAGUAUUUUCUUCUCAAUUCCUGGACUGUCUGAAUUGUUUGAAAAUGCUAUUUUCUUUCUCCAUUCCAAGGAGGGAUUCCUAAACUGAUUAGACUAGAUUAUUGAGAUUAAGAUUCAGCGGACAUCAACACGUCUAUCCCUUUCACUGUUGUGUUUUCCAUGUAGGUUGUGUUUGAAAUAGUGUAUGUAUGCAUUGUCGUAAAUGAUCCAUUUAAAUAAACUGCACUCAACGUU